UCGCGAAGCUCUCCGCAGCGCUAUGGUCCCCACCAUAUUCGCGUCGUCCCCACUUUCCGGCCGAGGGAAAAAAUACCUCCACGCUGCUUGAUAGUUCCGAGGAUGGAAAAGCGAAACCGGUUUAGAAUAAUCAUAAUCCCGUGACCGCGUGCAAAAAAUACAUCGACUUGAAUAUUUAUUUACCAAGCAGAGGUAUUGGCAUUUAAAGACGUGUGAAAAAUAUAUCAACUACAUCAUUUCCCUAACCUAACAGGUUGCUCCUAUUCGAACGCAUAAAUUGAUUGUAUUAUUAAAAAUUAACAGAUGGUGCUCAUCCCAUUGGCUUAUUCUGCGAAGAAUUUCAUUAUUGACAUACAAAUUACGAAUUGUAUUGAUUAUAGUCGUUUCCAGACAAAAUUUGAAAUUCUUUUCAAUCGUCUUUUGUAUAGAACAUAAAAGUGUUCAAUUGAUUGAAUCUGACACUUUUACUUUUUGCACGAAGCCAUGCGUACGUAAUUGAACAGUAUUAAUACGUAUUACAUUUAGUACACCAAAUUGAACAUUUGACGCAGUGAAGUCGAGUUAAAUGCGAAAUUUUCACCUCUUUCCCUUUCCAAUGUCUCCUCCAGGCAUGCUGCUCUCGUCCAUGCACCUCUUUUUUCUUCCCUCAAAUUUUCUUUACAAUUCCACGCUCUCUUCACCCUCCUCGAUUCGUAUCAUACAGACACGUGAUAAUAAACAGCGUUUUUAAAUAAAAGAGGAGUUCAUAGCAUACGGCCUCGUCUCAAUCAAAAGAUCGUCACAGUGAACGCGAUAAGAACUGGCGUUGAAAUCAAGAGCUCAGACCCGUAAUCUUCACAUUUAAUGCGACUUUACUGCAAUCGUAACAUUGUAUCAUUUACAUCGGUGGCGAAAAUGUACCGAAAAGAUAGUUAGGUGUGCAAACAAAUUUCUAGGCGGGAGCGAAAAAAUUUGUAUAGAAGCUAUGAAAAAAAUUUGUACACCUUUACUAGAAUUUAAGGGAAACGCGUAUGCGUAUGCGCGUGCGAUAGAAUAAGAUAAAACCUGCAAUUAGCUUGUCACGUUUAAUCGUUGUUGUAAAUGAAAGUGUUCAAUGUGUGUUAUAUUUUCACCGGACACCCGAAAAUAAAUGGAACUCGCGUAUAAACGCGAAUCAUCGCUCGUUUCUCUGCUCGGCUCGGUUCCUUGAAACUUGCGUGCGUUGCGAAAGAAAAUGCAACAGACCGCGGACACCUAUAUAUUGGCAAACAGGUGGAUGCAACCAUUUAUUGACGAAACGUUCGUUACUAUAUACGGAGUUUAAUAACAGAAAAAGAUCACAUUUUUACACCAACAUUCGAUUUAGUGAGCAGAUGCUGGAUCAGGCAGGUUCUGCGAUCGCCACAGGUAGACAAGGAAACGAAGCGAUGUCUGAAUUAACCGAGAUACAGUCGUUUUACAAAGGAAAGUGCAUCUUUAUAACCGGCGGGACUGGUUUGAUGGGAAAAGUACUGAUCGAGAAGCUGCUUUACAGCUGCAGCGAUUUGGACAAAAUUUACGUCCUGGCUCGGCCGAAGAGGGGUCGCGAUCCGCACGCUCGCGUCGAUGAAAUGUUCAAAUUGCCUAUGUUCCAACGAGUACGGAAGCAGAAACCUCAGGUGAUGAAGAAAGUGAUACCCUUGAACGGGGAUAUUAGCACGAAGAAUUUAGGACUCACCGAAGAGCAGCUGGAGACGUUGCUCAACGAGGUUCACGUAAUGUUUCAUUUCGCCGCGACGCUUCGUCUAGAGUCCAAGUUGAAAAGCGCCAUAGAGAUGAACACGAUCGGAACCCGUACCGUGUUAGAGAUAGCGAAGAGGAUGAAGAGACUACAAACGUUUGUGCAUCUGAGCACAGCGUUUUGUUAUCCGGACAAAGAAGAGCUCGACGAAAGAGUUUACGACCCGCCUGCUGAUCCCGAUGACGUCAUGAGACUGGUCGAAUGGAUGGACGAGACUUCUCUAGACCUGAUCACCCCUAAGUUGUUGGACCUUCAUCCAAACACUUACACUUACUCAAAGAGAUUGGCCGAGAAGUUGGUAGCCGACGAGUACCCGAACUUGCCUUGUACCAUCGCUAGGCCGUCGAUCGUGACUCCAUCCUGGGUCGAGCCGUUGCCGGGAUGGGUGGACAAUCUGAACGGGCCUAUGGGCGUGCUGGUCGGGGGAGGUAAAGGUGUCAUAAGGUCGAUGCACGGCAACGCCAACUAUCACGCGGAAGUGAUACCGCUCGAUCUCGCUAUCAACGCUCUAAUCGCCAUCGCGCAAAAGACAGCUACAGGCGAAAAGAAACAGAGCAUACCGGUGUACAACAUCUCGCAAAGUGGCGUGCAGCCGAUUACCUGGGGAGAAGUGCUAGGUAAAGGGAAGAAAGUUGCCUAUCAGUAUCCCUUCGAGGGUCAAGUCUGGUACCCCGGUGGCGACAUACACACAAGCAAAUUCCUACACAACCUGAUCUUGUUCUUCUUUCACAUCAUACCGGCUUACUUCAUCGAUCUCCUCAUGCUGAUAUUUCGACAAAAAACAUUCAUGGUUCGGCUUCAGAGACGGAUCACGGUCGGCCUGGAGUUGUUGCAAUUCUUCACCACGAGGGAGUGGAUUUUCCACAACACGAACGUAAUGAUAAUGUGGGACGAGAUGAGUCCUAAAGACAAGGAACUCUUCCCCGUCGACUUCUUGGUGGUCGACCUAACGGAAUACAUCAAGAACAGCAUCCUCGGCGCGCGACAGUAUUGCAUGAAAGAAGAUCUGUCCACUCUGCCAAAAGCUCGCAGGCAUCAAGCUGUAAUGUACGUCGUUCACAUAGUUUCGAUCUACCUGUUCUACUUCGGGAUAUUGUAUUCCAUUUACAACAACUUCGAGGUGGCCAGGUCCAGCGUGCAUUCCAUCGCGGAGCGUAUGAAGGCCCUGCCGAUUCUGGGCAAAGUCGUAUAACGGACGUUUGCGUAACGGCGAAAACGACAAGCCACGAAGCAGAUAUACACGGUUGACGAUGUAUCGUAUACGUGAAAGUAGAAAUCUUGUAUUUAUUGGAAAACGUGGGCCGAACAAGUUUUAUCUCUGAUGUAUAUGGGAUCGCGUAAACGUUAUUCAUGUACUCUGUCAGUUUUACCGUAUCUACGUUCAAGCUUUUUAUACGUUUCUGAUGCCAGCGGAAAAUGCGUUUAUCAUCGUUCCGGGGGAAAAUAUACGUUCUUCAUUCAAUAAAGUGUUUAUCCUUAAAUCAUUCCCUUUGAACGGUCAUACGAAACGAUGAAAAACCGAGGAUUACCCUCAGUGAUGGGAGAGUGGCGACAUCGAUCGAUGCUCCUCGUCUCUCUUCGUUCCUCUACUCUAUCGCGUUUACUUUUUUCACGUUCUUACGAAUCAACGUAUAUUGAACGGUGAACAGUUAGUUGACGGUGAUUCAAUAUCUACGUACGAACCGUCAGUCCCUAGUUAAAAUCGCCAAAUUCAUUCGAACGUUAUCUCAUCGAGUAUAAAAAUAGCAAUUGUCAAUUAAUCGAGGAGAUUGUUUUACAUACGCGAAUCGUCGGUCCUUAAUUGUUAAAUUCGGGUUUAAUCGGAGGUCUGAAUCACCGAGCUGGGGAAGGUUUUUCGAGUCGUUUCACACGCGCUGCGUUGAAUCGUUGCGGGCGCGAUAACUUUUUAAUUAAACGGACGGGUACGCCUUGAGCAUCGCGAGAUACGUACAGUCUCGAGGUCGAAGCAACGUUGGUGUACAGUCCCUGAUCGUUCGUAUCACGCAUGUAUGUAUACACGUAGAUGGUAGGUAUAUACGUAUGUCGAGUAUUGACCAAGCACGAAGGUGGCACGUGUGGAAUGCCAGUAAACGGCAAGACUGAUUGGAGAUCGACAGACCGUUCUUAAACCGUUCACGUAUACGUCGAUCGUUUCACCAAUUUCCCAUUUGGUAUCCGAUUGAUAUUCGAACGGCCCUUCUACAAAUACGUACACGUACUAAGUCCUGCCUAGACACGUUUCGUAAAUUGUUUAUAGAUCUUUUAUAUAAAUAGAUGUUAUGGUAAAUAAAGUAUACGCGUCAUUUUA
This is a messenger RNA of Ceratina calcarata, 4067 nucleotides long. Its product is annotated as putative fatty acyl-CoA reductase CG5065. Bases 1353 to 2951 code for a protein of 532 amino acids. Gene Ontology annotation, cellular component: peroxisome. The transcript is spliced from 9 exons. NCBI's taxonomy places the organism in Eukaryota, Metazoa, Arthropoda, Insecta, Hymenoptera, Apidae. Gene Ontology annotation, biological process: long-chain fatty-acyl-CoA metabolic process. The record is from RefSeq and is a predicted model, not a curated record. Gene Ontology annotation, molecular function: alcohol-forming very long-chain fatty acyl-CoA reductase (NADP+) activity.